AAAAACGUCAGUGUGCGCCGAGUCGAGCCAUGAGGCGAUUGCGUGUUCGCGUGCGUGUGAAACUAGCUUAAAUGCUAUAAUUAACCAGUGUACAUUAAAAACAAAGAAACUAUACACAGCCAUAAAAAUAAAGUACCUACCUACAACAUGAUUAUAAGGAUUGGGAUAGUCGUUUUUUGUGUAAGCAUCACCAUAGCAGCGAAUACUCCGGUCAACACCACGCCGGCUUUAAUGCUCUCCCCGCUUAUCAAACAAAAUCGCCUCCAGGAAGCAAGAAACGAAUCCUUAGUCAAUAGCACACUCUUCCUUAACAUCACGAGCCAUGCCGGAUUCCUUACGGUUGACUCCUCGUAUAAUUCCAACAUGUUCUUUUGGUACUUCCCCGUGGCCGGGAAACCUGUUAAUGAGACGCCUUGGAUAAUUUGGUUACAAGGAGGACCUGGCGCCAGCAGCUUGGCUGGGCUGUUCGAUGAAAUAGGCCCGUUUGAGUAUGAUGGUGCGCAGUUGAAACGACGCAAGUGGUCAUGGGGCAACAACUACUCGCUGCUGUUCGUGGACAACCCGGUGGGUGCUGGAUUCAGUUUCACCGACAAGCAAGACGGAUUAGUGAAGGACAUGGAAACGUGCUCCAAGAAUCUCUACAAUGCACUUCAACAGUUCCUCACGAUCUUCCCUGAGCUAAGAACAGCACCGCUUUACAUAGCUGGGGAGUCUUACGCCGGUCGCUACGUGCCGGCCUUUGGGUACAAGAUCUUGGAGGAGCAGCCUACGGGCAACGCGUCUAUUAAUUUGAAGGGUCUCACGAUGGGCAACCCAAUCAUCGAUCGCAUUGACGCCGCGAACAUCUCGUCGGUAUACUACCACUGGGGUCUACUGGACACACAAGGCUUGCUGGCUGUCAAACCACUACAGGAUAAAUACAGCCAGGCCGUGGAACAGAACAACCUGCAAGAAGCUUGGAAUCUCCGCGAUCAACUCAACCUGUUGUUGAAAGAUAUCUCCCAGCAACCCAACCACUACAACCUGCUGAACGAAUCUGGCAACCUGCGUACUUUCACCGACUUUAUAGAUCAGCCUCACAUAAAGGAGGCCCUUCAUGUCGGUGCCAUACAGUUCACGUUUAACAAUGGAUCUGUGGACGAUGCUCUGAUGAAGGAUUUCCUUGGACCUAUUAGACCGAAGCUGGAAAAACUGCUAGAACAUUAUAAAAUUAUGGUUUACUGCGGUCAACUGGACCUGACUGCGCCGUGCGAGCUGUCCGCGAACUCUCGGCGCAAGCGCUGGCACUGGAGUCAUCGAGACGACUUCCUCAAGGCUCCGCGACGGCCCUGGACGCUAAAUGGAACGUUGGCUGGCUACGUAAAAGAGGGCGGCGGUUUAACCGAGGUUCUGGUCCUCGGAGUAGGACACCUGGUUACAGUUGCCGCUCCUGCAGCUGCGCACGCGCUGCUCCAACACUUCAUCCAAGACGACGACUUACCCAUACCUUCCGAAUUCGCAGAUAAACCGGAAUAUACGCCGUCGUAUGUCGAUAAUCAACCUACAAAUCAGACGACACCAAGAAACAACGCGCUUAUAGCGUCAGUAGUGCUAAAUGUGCUCCUUAUAGUCUGCCUUAUUAGUGGUGUUGUCGUAUAUAUGAGAUUCAAAAGAAGAAGUGAGGCAUUCUUCUACAGCACCGUGGAGGACUCUAUAUCUGAUGGUAUUUUAACCAUGACCUGCGCAGCAUCAUGCUCGGAACGGUUCUCCCUACCCGAGCUGCCUCCUGGCGAGGCACCGGAUCGCAUCCUCAAGUUCAUGGAGGACACGUAUAAGACCGGCCGAGGCAAGUCCGCGUCCGAGGCAGGGGAGCCCCUACUCCUCACCCCGCUCAUUGAGCAGAACAAGCUGGAGGAGGCUAGAGAGGCGGCGAAGGUUGACUCCGAUUACAUACUGCCUGAUAUGGACAGCUAUGCUGGGUAUUUGACGGUGAACAAAGAGUACAACGCGAACAUCUGGUUCUGGUACUUUCCGGUGACCGGCAAGAAGGUGGAGGACACUCCGUGGAUCAUCUGGCUGCAGGGCGGUCCUGGUGUGUCCUCGCUGUACGGGUUGUUCACCGAAAUCGGGCCGUUUGUCGUCAAUGAAGACGGCAAUUUGGAAGAACUAAAGUAUUCUUGGGGCAAGAACCACUCGCUGCUGUUUAUCGACAACCCCGUCGGUACAGGCUUCAGUUUUACCUCUGAUGAUCGAGGAUAUGCCACCAAUCAAACCACGAUCGGCGAGAACUUGUACACAGCACUGCAGCAGUUCCUGACAUUGUUCCCCGAGUUGAGGAAGGCGCCACUGACGAUCGCCGGCGAGUCGUACGCUGGCAAGCACAUCCCGUCCAUAGGUAUUCAGAUCUUGUGGAACAGGGAGAGGGACCAAGACCAGCCGAUCAAUCUGCAGGGCCUAGCCAUCGGCAACGGUUUUAUCGACCCCCUGUCCCUGCAACGAUACAGUUACUUCGUGCGCGAGGUCGGCCUGGUGGACGAUAACGUCGCCGACUCCAUGCGACAUCUGGAGCUGGCCGUCACGCAGUUCAUCAACAACGGGGAGAUGGUUAAAGCGUAUGCGUACUACAACUACCUCCUUACUACAUUUCUUCGCGAAUCCCAACUGGACAAUCUCUAUAACUUCCUCCAAACCGACAUCGGUCUCGGCGGUCCGCACAUCGAAUACCUCGAGCGCAACGAAGUGCGCCGCGCUCUGCACGUGGGCAACACCAACUUCACGUCGGUCGGCGUUGUGUACAGGAAGCUGGUGCCGGACUUCAUGAACAGCGCUAGGACGUGGCUUGAGGAGCUGCUGGAGAACUACAGGGUCAUGCUUUAUAAUGGGCAUCUCGACAUCAUAGUGGCGUACCACCCGUCGGUGAACACGUACAACUCCCUCAACUUCUCCGGUACGAAAACCUACAAGACAGCAAAGCGCAACCCUUGGUACCACGACGACAAACUCGCUGGAUACGUAAAAACCGCCGGAAACCUGACUGAAGUGAUGAUCCUAGGGGCAGGACACAUGGUGCCCGCUGACAAGCCGGCGCCAGCGCUUGGUCUGAUCUCGGCCUUCGCCCGCGGCCUGUCUUUGGACGAUGACACGGGGAACCUCGUCAACAUAGAUAGGAAGUCUUUGCGGACCCGCCAACUCCCAGCGCAAUAGUCAUAUCGAGUCAUAUCUUUUGUAAAAGUGUUAAUAAAU
Cydia strobilella is the source of this 3222-nucleotide messenger RNA. RefSeq lists its product as uncharacterized. Gene Ontology annotation, biological process: proteolysis. NCBI's taxonomy places the organism in Eukaryota, Metazoa, Arthropoda, Insecta, Lepidoptera, Tortricidae. The record is from RefSeq and is a predicted model, not a curated record. The transcript has 16 exons. Gene Ontology annotation, molecular function: serine-type carboxypeptidase activity. The coding region runs from base 148 to 3183 and encodes 1011 amino acids.